AUGCCAGUAGAUUGUGUCAUUAGCGCUUUGAGUUCUGACUCAGACUCAGUGAAAGAGCAAGUUGCUCCAAAGGAGCCGGUGCCCCGAGCGCAGAAGCGCAGAAGGUCAAAGGCAUCAGUUCCUCAAACCGAUGAUAGAGCCAGUGAGCAGUCUCUUCGUGCGCUGCUGGGGCGUGAAUGUAAGUGCAAGAGGAAGAACUGCUUGCAGCAGUUUGUUCCUGCGAAGGAUUUUCAGUCUUUGCUGGACUACCGUAAGCAUUGGUUUGACUUGCAUAAACUCGACCAAGACAGCUACGCUUUUGACCGAGUGAAGGACAUUUGCCGGCGUCACUGGGAAAGUCAAGAUGAGGGCCGGAUGCAUUGGGUCAUCCUGGAGAAGCGAGUGUGCCGCAGGGCUUGGAAGGCCUUGCAUGGGAUGGGACACCUGGCCUGUUCCUUUUUUUUCACCGCUGAAAAAGUUGUGCUAGUGGACAGAAGCAAGCGAUUGACAAGGCUGUACUCUGCUGUAGAGAAUGGUGCUGAGAGCGCACCUGUGGACCUGCGGUUCAUCACGAAACCGGAAUCAAGGACUGGUGCUGUGGCUGACUCUGUUCGGUCAGACGUGGUGAGUUAUCUCACCCACAUUUACGAAUCUGUUGCUGAGACCCUUCCUGACUUGAGAGACACAGCUUUUGAUGACAUCGAUCCUACGUCCAUUCCAUCAAUCAAGCCUGGGCCAGUUGAUGUGUACAGCAUCGAGUUGAAACGCCAGUGCGAACAGAAUUCUGUAGCAUGUGGUUUGAAAGCUUCGAAGCCACGGAAAAAACGGAAAGCUGUGGAGAUGAAUUUGGAACGGACCCAAGGUGAGACUGCCAAAGAGAUGAAAUUUCUCCCACCGGGGUUUAUGAAGGAGUAUUGGGUGCAGUACUGUGAAGUCAGUACUUUACAAACACCAGCCAGCUUUCCCACAUUUUGGCGAGUAUGGUUGAAAGAAUUUUACUUCUUGCAGUUCAGAAGUGACAGCCAGCAUGCCGUUUGCACCACAUGUGUGCGGCACCGUCAAAUGAUCCGCGGACUAGGAGCUCACUUGAGGGCCCGCAAAUCUCAAAUUGAGUUGUUUCACGAUCAUUUAAAGGCACAGUACAGUGACCGCAUCUUGUACUGGGAGAAACGUGCCAUGAGUCGUUUGAGAGGAAACAUUGUAUGCAUAAUUGCAGAUGGAAUGGAUCAAAUGAAAUUCUCACUCCCAAGAACACCAAUCACAAAGGGAAAGGAGUUCUCAAGCUUUCAAAAAGUGAAGUUGCACGUUUCAGCCGCCAUUUGCCAUGGACGUUUUGUCUUAUUCACAGUGGGCUUGCCCACAACCAAAAAAGAUGGAAACAUGUCAUGUGAACUUCUAGCUCAUUGCUUGACACUCCUAGAACGCCAAGGGCAAUGUUUGAGCACGACCCAGCUCUUUUUACAACACGACAAUACGUGUAGAGAAUUCAAGAACAACCACGGCGUGCGCUGGAUGAUCGGUCAAGUGUUUUCAAAAAACAUAGACCGCAUCCAAGCAAGUUACUUGAGAAGUGGUCACACUCAUGAAGAUGUUGAUCAGUGUUUCGGACAAUUAAGCAAGUACUUGCUGAAGUGCCGUGAUUUGCAAACUCCAGAUGAUGUCAAAACUGCCAUCACCGGUUUUCUUUCCCAGUGCAAAAUGCCGUUUGAAGGGGAGCGACACUGCGUGUUCCUCAAUGAGCCACGAGAUUGGUAUCUCGGCUGCGUGGGUGGUUUGCACUGGGGAUGA
Molecule: messenger RNA, 1767 nt
Organism: Cladocopium goreaui
Lineage: Eukaryota; Dinophyceae; Suessiales; Symbiodiniaceae
Source: the annotation of a GenBank genome assembly